AACGAAGAGCAAAGGUACAUAUUUAUAGGGCUAAUCCUACAAACCCCUUUCCCCUUAAGACAAGGAAACCCAAACCCAAAGCAACAAGUAAACGAAUACUUCCUAAACAAGAUAGGUAAUAAUAAUCCUAGACCCAAACUAAUACGAAUAACCCGAAUAAUAACCGAAUAUCCCAACAGAUAAUAAUAAUAAAAC
Messenger RNA from Linum tenue, 195 nucleotides. The record is from the annotation of a GenBank genome assembly. NCBI's taxonomy places the organism in Eukaryota, Viridiplantae, Streptophyta, Magnoliopsida, Malpighiales, Linaceae.